Molecule: messenger RNA, 2451 nt
Organism: Phasianus colchicus (ring-necked pheasant)
Lineage: Eukaryota; Metazoa; Chordata; Aves; Galliformes; Phasianidae
Gene: DNAJB1
Product: DnaJ heat shock protein family (Hsp40) member B1
Biological process (GO): negative regulation of transcription by RNA polymerase II
Cellular component (GO): cytosol
Molecular function (GO): transcription corepressor activity; Hsp70 protein binding
Source: RefSeq, a predicted model, not a curated record
CCCGGAAGGUUCUGGAGGCGGCGGGCUCUGGAAGGUUCCGCCGCCGCGGCCCUAUAAAGGCGGAGCCGCGGAGCUCGGCCGAACCGCCGCCAUGGGGAAGGAUUAUUACCGGACGCUGGGCCUGGCCCGGGGAGCUUCUGACGAAGAGAUAAAACGGGCUUACCGACGGCAAGCGCUUCGUUUUCAUCCCGAUAAAAACAAAGAGCCCGGAGCUGAGGAGCGCUUCAAGGAAGUGGCCGAGGCCUACGAUGUGCUGAGCGACCCCAAAAAGAGGGAAAUCUUCGAUAAGUACGGCGAGGAGGGGCUGAAGGGUGGAGCGCCGACAUCGGGGCCUGGAGGGUCCAAUGGCCCCACCUUCACCUACACAUUCCGUGGGGACCCCCACGCCAUGUUUGCUGAGUUCUUUGAUGGCCGAAACCCCUUUGAUACUUUCUUUGUGCAACGCAACGGUGAUGAGGAGAUGGACAUCGAUGAUGCUUUCACCACCUUUCACAUGGGGGGGUUUGGGAACAUCAGUUUCCCCCGUGGCCGGGGGGGGCAGGAUGGUGUGUGCCGUAAGCAGGACCCCCCCGUGCUGUACGACCUGAGGGUUUCUUUGGAGGAAAUCUACACGGGCUGCACCAAAAAGAUGAAGAUCUCUCACAAACGUCUGAAUCCCGACGGGAAGACGGUGCGCAACGAGGACAAAAUCCUGAGCAUCGAGGUGAAGCGGGGCUGGAAGGAGGGUACCAAAAUCACUUUUCCCAAAGAGGGGGAUCAGACCCCCAACAACAUCCCCGCCGACAUCAUCUUUGUUGUCAAGGAUAAACCCCACAGCAUUUUUCGCCGUGAGGGCUCUGAUAUCAUCUACCCGGCCAAAAUCAGCCUUCGGGAGGCGCUGUGUGGCUGCACAGUGAACACCCCGACGCUGGACGGCCGCACCAUCCCCAUGGUUUUUAAGGACGUGCUGAAACCCGGCGUCAAACGGCGCAUCCCCGGCGAGGGGCUCCCAUACCCCAAAAGCCCCGAGCAGCGUGGAGACCUCAUCAUUGAGUUUGAGGUCAAAUUCCCUGACAGGAUCCCCCCUUCCUCCAAAACCAUCCUGGAGCAGAUCCUGCCCGUCUAGCAGCUUUGGGGUGGACUUUUGGGUUUGGUUUUGAGAUUCUCUUCCUUUUUUUCAUGGGGUGGGGGACCAGGAUGAUGCUUUGGGGCACGUGGUGGAGAGAGGCUUGGGGUGGUCUCAUCCAACUGGGUGGUGCUCCCCAAAAAAUGCUCCCAGGGGUCUCCCAUGCAUUGGGCACUGAUUUGUCACCUCCUCACUGCUGCCUGCGGUACAGGGGAGCGCAGUGUCACCUCCUUCCAGCAUCUCCCCAGAGAGGGGACAGCACUGUGCCCUCCUUGUGACCAUUUGUGGGUGACAAAGGUCACACUGUCACCUUCUCUCCACCACUUCCAUCUGCUGAGGACCAAAGUGUGACCCCCACCCCUCUCCCCCUUACUGCCAUCUCUGUGUGCUGGGACCAAAGUGUGACAUCCCUGACCCUGUGUGAGGGUGACAGGGAUGGGGCUGUGACCUCAUUACUUCUGUCUGGGGGUAACAAAAAGCACAGUGUGUGCAUCCUCAGCACCAACUGUACCCAUGGGGACCUCCCAACUGUCCGUGGGGGGGCAGGGACUGCAGUGUCCCCACCAUCUCUGCCUCCUGGGGACUGCAGUGUGACUGCCACAGCUGCCUGUGGGUGACAGUGACCACUCUGACACCUCCUGAGCACCUCUGUGCAUUGGGACCACAGUGAGAGCACCACAACUCACCUACAGAGACCACCGUGUCACCUCCUCAAUGCCAUCUCCAUUUGUUGGGACCACAGGGUGACCUUCACAACUGCUUAUAGGUGACAGAGCCUGCUGUGCCACCUUCUCAAUGCCAUCUCCAUCUUUUGGGACCACAGUCUGAUCUCCAUGAGCAUCUGCAGGUGACAUGGACCACUGUGUCACCUCCUGAUCGCCACCUCUUGUGUGUUGGGGACCACUGUUUGAUCUCCACAACCAUUUUCAGGUGACAGGGACCGCAGUGUCAACUCCUCAACACCAUCUCCAUUUGUUGGGACCACAGUGUGACCCCCACCACCGUCCAUGGGUGAAACAGUCUGUUCUCAUUGACAUCUCUGUGGUUGUGGAGGACCCAGUGCAUCUGCGGGUGUUGGGAACGCUCUCCCCACCCUGAGCUGUCCCCACACCAUCCUGGGGGGCUUCUGUCCCCUUCCCAUGGGAUGGCACCUUAAGGUGGGAAAGGAGUGUCCUUUCUCCUCACCCCGGUGUGCUCCGGGUGUUCCCUUCUUAUCCUUUGGGAUAAAAACAACCAGAAAAAGGUCUGUUCCUGGAACAGGAGCGUGCACACUGUACAGAUAAUAUUUUUUUUGUAUAAAAUGCUGUAUAGUUCUGUGUAAUUAGUAAAAAGUUGCUGAGGCUGGC